Messenger RNA from Nicotiana attenuata, 285 nucleotides. RefSeq names its product transcription factor PRE1-like. The transcript is spliced from 3 exons. Gene Ontology annotation, molecular function: protein dimerization activity. The coding region runs from base 1 to 285 and encodes 94 amino acids. Lineage: Eukaryota; Viridiplantae; Streptophyta; Magnoliopsida; Solanales; Solanaceae. The record is from RefSeq and is a predicted model, not a curated record. Gene Ontology annotation, biological process: regulation of DNA-templated transcription; regulation of growth.
AUGGUUUCUUUAAGCUAUCGUAACGGUUACAUUUGUAUUUGGAACGAUCAUUUUAGAACAGUUUAUGGGAUCUAUGGCAACGGUUUACAUUGCCUACUGGAACGCCAUUUCUGUCCUAUUGCAACGGUUCUGGCAUCAGCAUCAAAGGUGCUACAAGAAACUUGCAACUAUAUAAGAAAUUUGAAUAGAGAAGUGGAUGAUCUUAGUGGUCGUCUUUCUCAAUUACUCUCAACCAUUGAUGCUGAUAGUCCAAAAGCUGCAAUCAUUCGAAGUUUAUUAAUGUAA